AUGUCGACAGGUACUGAUGGUGCACCGAGCACUCCGGUGGCAUCCGCGUCCGGCUUGUCAGCAGGAGGCACAACCGCUUACUCCAGUCGGAACGGCAUCAAGCGCUCCUCUUCGCUCUUCGUUCUGCCCACAAGAGCUUCCCUCUCGAAUCUGUUCGGCUCUAGUCAGGCCGGAGGUUCUGCUGGCAGUGCUACGCCAGCCAUGGCAAUGGGGAGCCCGAAGGAGCAAGUGAGCAUGGCGAAGGACGAGCUCGUCGCGCCUGCCUCGCCUGCCGAAAGCCUGCUACCUCCUUCCGCCUUGAGAUUGCCGUUGACGAGCAUCACGACCAGGCAGAGAGCACGGUCACUGAUCAACUCUGCUACAGCGCGGACUUUAGCAUCCGGCGAGGCGACACUUGAAGGUACAGACACGGAUGCAUACGCAAGUCGUCAGAUGCCGUCCAGCGCUGUACCAAGACGUAACAGUGCCACCUCGAGCGCAAGCACAGGUCGGCCGCGGACGAUGCGUGCUUAUACGCACACUCUUUCGCCUUUGACAUCGUCGCCUGAUCACAGAUCCAAGUCGUCAGCGGCGGUCGCAUCCGGCUCAAGCUCCUCCUUCCAGACUGACUCCGAGUUUGAUGACAAGCUCGGAGCGCCGUCUCUAUCGGGAGACUUGACAAGUGGCUCCAGUCCAGAUUCAUCCCCGCCAAGGACGCCUCCAACUGAAUGGCAAGAGUCACCGCCUCGACCUCACGGGAAAGGUCGAGAGCGCGCGUCAACGAUUCUCGCAGGACCAUGGACUGCGAUGCCCAGUCGUGUCUGGUCGUACUACAACAGUCAAGCCGAUCUCGAAGCUGCAAAUGACCUGGCAUUUGACAAUUCGCAUCCGCGCUCUACACGUUGGUCAAAUGGUCCGCAAGGCUUCUCACCCUACCCACAAGAUCAGACCGGCAAGAUCGCGCGGACAGGCAGCAUAUCUGCACCUUCGCCGGCAGUGCCAUCAGGCAGACCCCUGCAUGCGCUAUUGAGGCCAAUGCUCAUCCUGGCGGGACUGUUCGUUAUCUCACUCGGACUGGUCGUCUAUCUUGUCUCCACUAUACCCACACUACAGCUGCCGCACAGUCUGAGCGAUGUACGAGCCCAGACGCUCGCGCUCAAGCAGUACGGCGCAGCUGGCACACGCCAGAGCCUGCACGUCUUCACGAUCUUAUGUUGCUUGUUUGUCUUCAAGCAGGCUUUUUCAAUACCCGGCUCAAUACUAAUGAACAUCCUAUUCGGCGCACUGUAUGGCACAUUCCUCGGCACGAUUUACACUUGCCUUUUGACCGCGGUCGGUAGCUCUGCCGCCUACGGCAUGGCGGCUAUCUGCAAAGACCUAGUCGAGAGAUUCUUCGCGAGACCCCUAGCGAUCACAAAAGGUCAUCUGGACAGCAAUCCUGACGACUUGUUCUCCUACCUACUGCUAGCGCGAUUUUUUCCGCUUCUGCCUUACUCAGUGCUCAAUAUCGUCUCCGGUGUCUUGGCGGUGCCGCUUUUGCCCUUCUUCGUCACGCUGGUCAUCGGCAGCGGGCCCUACAAUUUCACGACAACGCAGGUGGGUCAACUGCUAGCGCAAGUGUCGGCGAUAGAUGCAGACGCGCUAGGCUCCAUCUGGUCCCCCUCACUCGUCAUCAAGCUCGUGCUUGUCACACUCAUCUCGACAGUGCCUCUUGUCUUUAAGACGCAGCUCAAACGAUUAGUGGGCAUCCUGACUGCCAAGUUGACUGGACAAUACGAGCUUAUUUCUACUGUCGAAUCAGACGAGCUAUUGCUACCUGCCACCAACGCAUCGCCGAGCAGAACGCCUUCUGUGCUACGCGGUACGCCCAGAAAGCCGCAGCCUGCUUCAAUGACAGCAUCGCGCAGUAAGCGGUUACGUCAGUCGCAUCACUUCAGUGGCGAUUGGAAUGCCUGGAAUGUGCCUCAUAGACAUGCUACAUUGAGUACAGAGGAGGCGGUCCUAUCGCCGUCUAGUACAGUGUUGAGGUAG
Molecule: messenger RNA, 2010 nt
Organism: Mixia osmundae IAM 14324
Lineage: Eukaryota; Fungi; Basidiomycota; Mixiomycetes; Mixiales; Mixiaceae
Exons: 3
Coding region: 1-2010 (669 amino acids)
Source: RefSeq, a predicted model, not a curated record